AGGGUUGGUGCUGUGGGGAGCCUGUUCCAGUGCUCAGCCACCCUUUCAGGGAAGAGCCUUUCCAUAAUGUCCCCUCUGACCUUCCCCUGAUGCCGAACCUUCCCUCCUGUGCUGUCCUGCUCACCAGAGGGGACCAACAGCUCCUGCCCUGCUCCCCUUCUCAGGAGGCUCUGGGCUGCCACCAGGUCCCUCCUCAGCCAUCCCUUCUCCUCCUCAGCCAUCCCUUCUCCUCAGCCAUCCCUUCUCCUCCUCAGCCAUCCCUUCUCCAGCCUGAACACACCAGGUCACCUCACAUGUUCCUCCUAUCUCCUGUCCUUGGUGCCUUUCCACCACCCUGGCUGCCCUGCCCUGGACACACCCGCAGAGUCCGAUGUCCUUUUCCUGCCGAGCUGCCCAAAAUGCUCCGAGCACUGCAGGUGGGGCUGCAGCAGUGCGGGGCAGGGCAGGUCCGGGCAGGUCCGUGCCCUCCCUGCCUCCCCUGCCGGGGGUGCCGUGCCCGGGGCACCCCAGGGGCUGCCCGGGGGGCACCCAUGGGUGCAGCGCCCCGCGGGAGCCAGCCGAGCUUUCAGCGCUCGGCAGGAAGGCACAGCUCGGGGCGACUCCCUGAGCCCGACGGCAGCCGCAGCCGGUGUAAAAUGAAAGAGGAUUUGCAUUUCUGCCCAUUGCACGGGGCGGGGGAUGGCGGUGCCACUUCACCGUGUGACAUCAGAGCCCCGGGUGCGCGCAGGACCUCGGCCGAGACAGCCCUGGGCGAGAAGAUGAGGGAAGCUCCUUCCCCUGCUCACGGCCCCGUCCUGCCUCACGCCCCCGGGGCCCUCUCGCUUUGUGCAGCGAGUGAUGAAGUUUUUUUUUCCAUAUCACAUGAGCCAGGAUGAAGGGGGAAAAUCCUGCCAGGAGCAGAGAUGGGCUGCAACUUGAACCCGACCGAGGGGAGACACGGAGCGGUGCCUGGAGAGCUAUAUAAGAAUGUGCCGGGCACAGGAGCAAACACUUUCUCAGGAGAAGGACUCGCAUGAAUCAGCCAUGAAUGUGAAUGAAGACACUGCUUCCAGGAGGCCUGGAGCCACUAACAGAGUCUGUUUGUAUUUCAUCAUCGCCAUCCUGGGUGUGUUGCUCGUCUUUGCCUUGGCCACCAUCAUGGUCCUGGUCGUCCAGAGGACGGCAGCUGAUCCUGCCAUGGAGGGCAUCAAAAAACCCAUCAGGACAGGGAACACCUUUGAAGAUCAUUUGAGGAUCCUACAGAAUGUCACACACAAGGGAGUUGCCUACAUGAGAGUGUCCAGCACAGUGAACAGCUCCAGGCUGAGCCUGGUGAAGAAGGGGCUCUGUGAGUCUGUCCAGUGCAAGAGCCAGGAGCUGGUGAUCGAGAAACAAGGCGUCUACUUGAUCUUCUGCCACUUGAACUUUCAGUUUCCCAAGUGCUCCAAGAGCCCCAUCGACCUCAAGAUUGAGCUCCUGGUGAACGGCACGGUGGUCAGGCAGACAUUGUCCACGCUGUGCACGUCGGAAACGUGCCAGGACAAGACUUUUAAGACCUUGCUCCAGCUCCACUUGACACACCUGAAGGUGCACGACCGACUAUCAGUGACACUGAGCCACCCCGAAUUCCUCAAUGACAUUUCCCUCCCCAACGAAAACGUUCUGGGGGUCUUGAGGUACAGCGAUUGACUGUGAGCAGCUCCCUGGCCUCCCACUGCUGCCCAGACCCUUUCUCUCAACACCAGUAGCCUGCUUUUACUAGGCACCACCUUGGUUUAAAUUCCCCACCUCACCUCAUCCCUAGGGUGAACAAGGGACUCUGUGAGUGUCCCAGAAAAAAAACACUGCGAGAGCCACACCUGACAGCUUCCCUGGCUCAGCUCCAGGUGGGAUCGUUGGACUUUCCAGCACAUAACCCACAGACCCAGCAAGGGUUCCUCAAAACAGUCUGUGCAAACACAGACUAAAACCCAGCCAGAUCAUGGCAAGAAUCCACAAUACGGAGAUUUUUAGGUUCAUAAACUGCCGGCACAGCGCCUGUGCUCAGGACAUGGGGGAAUCUGUUUAUUUAAAAAUCUGCUAUUUUAUGGA
Prinia subflava (tawny-flanked prinia) is the source of this 2070-nucleotide messenger RNA. RefSeq names its product tumor necrosis factor ligand superfamily member 8-like. Gene Ontology annotation, cellular component: membrane. The coding region runs from base 967 to 1668 and encodes 233 amino acids. The transcript has 4 exons. Gene Ontology annotation, biological process: immune response; CD8-positive, alpha-beta T cell differentiation. The record is from RefSeq and is a predicted model, not a curated record. Gene Ontology annotation, molecular function: tumor necrosis factor receptor binding. Lineage: Eukaryota; Metazoa; Chordata; Aves; Passeriformes; Cisticolidae.